Molecule: messenger RNA, 1107 nt
Organism: Penicillium robsamsonii
Lineage: Eukaryota; Fungi; Ascomycota; Eurotiomycetes; Eurotiales; Aspergillaceae
Exons: 5
Coding region: 1-1107 (368 amino acids)
Source: RefSeq, a predicted model, not a curated record
AUGGAGAACGGGAUGCCGUCUAGUGAAGGUGCAUCUCUCCCCCUGGAGAGCCAAGCUGCUAUGGUGCAGGGUGUGAUGUGGACGAUGACGGUGAUUCCUUUGAUCUUCGUUUUGAUGCGAUUGUAUGUGCGAGUAUACAUGCGGAGAGUAUUUGGCUGGGAUGACGCUAUUGUAAUUGUCGCGCUUGGUUGUAUGAUUGCAUACGCUGCUGUCUGUCAUGUUGCUGCAAAUCUGGGCCUAGGACAACACGUCGAAGUCGUCCAGAAAAACCCCGAUAACUUCAUCCAGCUGGCGCUCUUGUGCACUAUUAGCGAAUGCCUGGCAAUCAUGACAUGCACCAUUGGCAAGACCUCCUUUGCUGUCACGUUGCUUCGGAUUGUAGUCCAAAGAUGGAUGGUUAUCGUGCUAUGGUUCGUGAUCGUUACAAUGAACGUUCUCAACAUUUUGACUGCAAUCUCUGCCUUUAUGCAAUGCAAAGAUCCUCGACAUUUGUGGGAUCCGACGAUUCCAUCAGAGUGUUGGCCGUCGUACGUCUUUACCAAUUUAUCUCUCUUUGUUGGUGCCUAUUCCGCAGCACAAGACUUCGUCUUAGCACUGCUGCCGUGGACGAUUGUCUGGAACUUGCAAAUGAGGAAGAAGGAAAAGUUUGGUGUGGCCGUUGCAAUGAGUCUUGGAAUAUUCGCAGGUGCAGCAGCCAUAGUCAAGACUAUCCACCUCAUGGCCCUCUCAGACAAAGCCGACUUCACAUGGGAACUUGCUCCCUUGUUAGUCUGGGCAGCUGUGGAAGAUGGUCUCGCUAUCGCCGCUGCAUCCAUUCCCGCCCUUAAGCCUCUCUUAACGAAGAUAUUCCCCCGCACAGCGUCGGAUAAUUAUAACAUGAUCUCGUAUCCACGCCUGCCUCCCAGCAACAAGGUCUUCGACAACUCCCAGGGCGAAACGGAGACAAACAUCGAACAUACGUCUGUUCACAACUUGGGAAGUCACACGGGAAGUCAAACGACAAUCCUAAAGCCCCUCGCUCCAAAGGGAGAAAAGAUCAACAUGAUAACCGAGGUUUCGGUCACAUAUAAUCAUGGGUCGUCAAGGACCUUUGUUAAUGCAAAAUAA